Nannospalax galili (Upper Galilee mountains blind mole rat) is the source of this 1950-nucleotide messenger RNA. RefSeq names its product dopa decarboxylase (gene Ddc). The coding region runs from base 158 to 1624 and encodes 488 amino acids. Gene Ontology annotation, molecular function: aromatic-L-amino-acid decarboxylase activity; pyridoxal phosphate binding. The transcript is spliced from 15 exons. NCBI's taxonomy places the organism in Eukaryota, Metazoa, Chordata, Mammalia, Rodentia, Spalacidae. Gene Ontology annotation, biological process: serotonin biosynthetic process; amino acid metabolic process; catecholamine metabolic process. The record is from RefSeq and is a predicted model, not a curated record.
GGAAAUGCAUAGGUUCCAAACUAUGAAGAGGCUAACCUGCCCAAGGACCAAGUUCACAACUGGGUCUCCAUACCCUCCUUAGAUCCCGAAGCUGGGACAACUGCAGAAAGCAGAGUAGACCUGGAAGAACUCAAAUUCCCAGCAAGUAGUUUUCAGCAUGGAAGCCAGUGAAUUCCGGAGGAGAGGGAAGGAGAUGGUGGAUUAUAUAGCCGACUAUCUAGAAGGUGUUGAGGGACGUCAGGUCUACCCUGAUGUGAAGCCUGGCUACCUUCGGCCCCUGAUCCCCAGCACUGCCCCCCAGGAACCAGAAAGAUUUGAGGACAUCAUCAAUGACAUUGAGAAGAUAAUCAUGCCAGGGGUGACCCACUGGCACAGUCCUUAUUUCUUCGCCUACUUCCCCACAGCGAGCUCAUAUCCUUCCAUGCUUGCAGACAUGCUGUGUGGGGCCAUCGGAUGCGUUGGCUUCUCCUGGGCUGCCAGCCCAGCAUGCACAGAGCUAGAGACAGUGAUGAUGGACUGGCUGGGGAAGAUGCUGGAGCUGCCAGAGGCAUUUCUGGCUGGAAAAGCCAGCCAAGGAGGAGGAGUGAUCCAGGGAAGUGCCAGUGAAGCCACCUUGGUGGCCCUGCUGGCUGCUCGGUCGAAAGUAACUCACCAGCUGCAGGCAACCUCCCCAGAACUGACACAAGGUGCCAUCAUGGAAAAGCUGGUGGCUUACUCAUCCGACCAGGCACACUCCUCUGUGGAAAGAGCUGCAUUAAUUGGUGGUGUGAAAUUAAAAGCAAUUCCUUCAGAUGGCAACUUCUCCAUGCGAGCUUCUGCCCUGCGGGAGGCCAUGGAACAAGACAAGGCAGCUGGCCUGAUUCCAUUCUUUGUGGUUGCUACACUGGGGACCACAUCUUGCUGCUCUUUUGACAGUCUCUUAGAAGUGGGUCCCAUCUGCAACCAGGAGGGCAUGUGGCUGCACAUUGAUGCCGCAUAUGCAGGCAGUGCCUUUAUCUGCCCUGAGUUCCGCUAUCUUCUGAAUGGUGUAGAGUUUGCAGAUUCAUUCAACUUUAAUCCCCACAAGUGGCUUUUGGUGAAUUUUGACUGCUCUACCAUGUGGGUGAAAAAGAGAACUGACUUGACUGAAGCCUUUAAGACGGACCCUGUUUAUCUGAAGCACAGCCAUCAGGACUCAGGACUUAUCACUGAUUACAGGCACUGGCAGAUCCCACUGGGUCGGAGAUUCCGCUCUUUGAAAAUGUGGUUUGUUUUUAGAAUGUAUGGAGUCAAGGGACUACAGGCUCAUAUCCGCAAGCAUGUGCAGCUGUCUCAUGAGUUUGAGUCUCUAGUAUGCCAGGACCCUCGCUUUGAGAUCUGCGCAGAAGUCAUUCUUGGGCUGGUCUGCUUUCGGCUAAAGGGUUCCAACCAGCUGAAUGAAGCUCUUUUAGAAAAAAUAAACAGCACCAAAAAAAUCCACUUGGUUCCUUGUUGCCUCCAAGACAAAUUUGUGCUGCGUUUUGUCCUGUGCUCUCGAACUGUGGAGUCUGCCCACGUGCAGCAAGCCUGGCAGCACAUAAGAGAGCUGGCGGACAGCCUCCUGAGGGCAGAGAAGGAGUCAGAGCUGCUACAGAUGAAAAGUUGAAAGGAAGUAUACCUGAAAACUGGAAUAUGGGGAAAAAAUAAACAUCACCCUGUCUUCGUGAAACUAAAGCUGUACGUGACCUCAUGUGUUUGUCUCCAAAGUUAAUCAGAAACUUAUGAUAGUCUUUUCAUUAUUUGGCUGUGAUUUUUGUUGACAGUAAAUCAGAUUAUUUUCAUGUUCGCAAAGCUGUUGUGGUGGCAGGAAAGGCUUAUUGAAAUAUUUCCCUUGGCAGUCUAUGGUGAGAGCUUGAGAUUGUAUCUAUGGCCUUUAACUUGUCCUCUGUUGUGAAGCUAAACACUUAAUAAACAAUUGAUGUGCAAUGCUAA